AUGUCUCCAGACCGGCUGUUGUUACUGAUGGAGCUGCUCAGAGACUGCUUCCUCUCUUCACUUUUUAGAGACAGCAGUUUCAUCAGAGCAGCCUGCCCAUCAUGGCCUCCCUGGCCAACUCACCUGUCUCCUUCAGCUGCAGGAUCAGCUACCCGUACACCCCCCAAUUCAAGGCUUUCACAGUCAGUGACCCACAGCAGCCUGCCCAUCGUGGCCUCCCUGGCUAACUCAGCUGUCUCCUUCAGCUGCAGGAUCAGCUACCCGUACACCCCCCAAUUUAAGGCUUUCACAGUCAGCUACUUUCAUGAAGACCUCCAUGGGCGAAGGAGCCCUGAGAAGCCAACCAACUGCCACCCUGGACUGGGCAUAGAGAACCAGACCUAUGCCCUAAACUGCCUGGUCACCCUUGUGCCGUUGGACACAUCAGCGACUGGCACCUACUACUGCUCUGUCAACAGGCCACACCCUGUGGCAACAGGCAGUGGCACCUUCAUCCUGGUCAGAGACACAGGGUACUGAGAGCCCCUGUGGAGCCCUUAGAAGCUCCUGCUCUUUGGCUUCACCGGCCUCCUGAGUGUCCUGAGUGUUGUGGACACAGCCCUGUGGCUCCAGAAGAAGAGGCAGAUGCAGGCUCCACGGAAGGAUCCCACCAGGAAGUGCCCAGCUCCAAGAUCUGCCAGCAGCCCCAAACAGCCUCCUACAGAAUACGUCUACACA
This is a messenger RNA of Callithrix jacchus (white-tufted-ear marmoset), 717 nucleotides long. The record is from RefSeq and is a predicted model, not a curated record. NCBI's taxonomy places the organism in Eukaryota, Metazoa, Chordata, Mammalia, Primates, Cebidae.